Molecule: messenger RNA, 1796 nt
Organism: Trichoderma virens Gv29-8
Lineage: Eukaryota; Fungi; Ascomycota; Sordariomycetes; Hypocreales; Hypocreaceae
Exons: 2
Coding region: 173-1672 (499 amino acids)
Molecular function (GO): FAD binding; oxidoreductase activity
Source: RefSeq, a predicted model, not a curated record
AUUUUAAGCUAUGUCUUUGGCAUGAAAUUAUAAUCUUCACGAGUACAUGCCUCUCUAAGCUACAGGUGGUGGACAUUCUUUUUUUUUUCCCUCCCAGCUCCUUUGGUACAUAAUCUUUACAUUACUCCAUCGUUUCCCGAGUAUCUUCAUUUUCUAUUCACUUCACAACAAUAUGAGAUUAUCCACUGGGCUGGCCGCUGCAGCCUUUCUGCUGCACGGCGUACUAGCGAUCUCUCCGGCGCAGGUUCAGCAUGAUCUUGGUGGUUGUCUUUCCAACACAACCACCAUUUUCGAUGCCAGUAGCACUGAGUAUGCGAAUGCGACGCAUAGAUGGGACACACUAGCUUCACCAAAGACACAAGUUAUUAUAGAAGUUGGAGAGGAAUCCGACGUGGCCAAAAUCGUGAAAUAUUGUAACAAGAAGGGCAUAAACUUUCUGGCAUAUAAUACUGGCCAUGGAUCUACUGUGACGCUGAGCAGAUUCGAUGGCAUUCAGAUCAAUCUUGUUAACCUCAAUCAAGUCACCAUCCAACCAGACGGCAACUCAGUUUGGGUACAAGGUGGCGUGCGCUCCGGGCCGGUCAACAGAUUCCUCUGGGAUAAGGGAUAUGUAACAGCCACAGGUGCCUGUGACUGCGUUGGUUUGGUUGGAGCCGCGCUCGGUGGCGGCCGUGGUCGUCUCCAAGGGCAAUUUGGGAUGGUAUCUGACUCUGUUCGCCAGCUCAACGUCGUGCUGGCCGAUGGGUCUCAGAUCCGUGUUAACGCAUCGAGUCAUUCUGACCUUUUCUGGGCGAUGCGAGGUGCCGGUCACAACUUCGGCAUUGUUACCAGCAUGGAAGUGAGCAUUCAUCCACGUGGGCCAUCGACUUGGCACUACAAAAAUUAUCUUUGGACCAGCGACUAUCUCAAACAAGUUUUUACCGCUAUCAACACUCUGCACGCGACGCUUAAGAAUGGCACCGACACUACGCCAAUCAACCUGGGCAACGAGAAUGGACUGUUUCUCUACCAAUCGUCUGUUGAUGCCAAGAGGCCUCUCAUCUCUUGGCAGUUUUCCUACCGUGGAUCUGCUGCCGAUGCUGCCAAGGUUUUGGCGCCCUUUGAUGCCAUCCCUGCCGUGAGCACUGAUUCCGGUGAUGUGCCAUAUCCAGAAGUUGCGCACGCACAAAAUGUUGGCGAGGACGACAUUGCCUGCAGCAGCAGCUUAGCGAGACUCAUCACGACCGCAGGAUUGAGCACCUACAACCUGACAGCGGAGCAACUUAUCAUGGAUUCAUUUACUAAACGGAUUGCUGAGGCCCCGCAGCUAGCACCCUUGACGUUUAUUAUUCAUGAAGGGUACCCAUCACAGGCUGUAACCGACAAGAACCCUGCUGACUCUGCUUUCCCUUUCCGCGCCGAUUUUCAUCUCACGCAAUUUCAGGGUAACUUGGCCGCCAACGCAAGCAUUCAAGAUCAGCAACUCAUGUUACAAUGGUCCAAUGAGGUUGUUAAUAUCUGGAAUGCAGGCGAACCUGGCCGUCUUCCCGAUGCUUAUGUCAACUACGCCAGCGGCAACGAGCCCGUAGAGCAAUGGUACGGCCAUGAGACUUGGCGUAUUGAUAGGCUACGUGGCUUGAAGGCAAAAUACGAUCCCACGAAUCAGUUCCGGUUCUAUAACCCUAUCAUCUAAUUUUCGUAUAAUCCUUUCUAUAGAUGUACAUUACACGUUGUUCUCCUGAUUAGUUUUCAGGUUCAGAGGAUUUAUUUUAUUCUAUAAACUCACCUUUUCUAAAUAAUUGAGAGAUUAUAACCAG